Mucor velutinosus is the source of this 912-nucleotide messenger RNA. Its product is annotated as Aldehyde dehydrogenase (NAD(+)). The transcript is spliced from 4 exons. NCBI's taxonomy places the organism in Eukaryota, Fungi, Mucoromycota, Mucoromycetes, Mucorales, Mucoraceae. Bases 1 to 912 code for a protein of 303 amino acids. The record is from RefSeq and is a predicted model, not a curated record.
AUGUUCUACAUAGUUUUGUACGAAUUACCAUGGCAAUUUGGUCUAUGCGCUUUUGCAUGCUAUUUAUUUGGCAUUGCACACACUGUAUCCAACAGCAGCAAACUCAUUGAAAACAGCUGGUUCAAGAUAUCCAUCAAAAUCGACAUUAUAUGCUCCAUCUUCAUCACCCUGCCGUUUCUCACCAACAAUGUAUGCUCUAUUGCAGCAGCAGUUUAUGCAGAGCGAGGCGACUUUGGCAAGGCCAAGAUCUUUACAGAUGCAUUGUACUAUCUAUGGACAGCCUAUUGCUUUAUACUAGCUAUUUGGAUUUUGUUUGCUGGACUUCGACUCGUCAAGAUUCUGCAGCAGCAUUUGGAUAAUCAAAACGAAGAUGCCAAUAGCGCAUCAAUUCACAAGAUCAAGAAUGGUCUUUUCAAGGUCCGCGUGAUUAUGUCCAUUAGCAUUACUUCCUUGUUCAUCUUUUCCUUCAUCAAAUGCAUGUACGGCAUCAUGCGAGUGCGGUUAUUACUGAAUCAUGGUUUGAAUCUGGCAAUUGCUGCUGUUUGGACAUACGAUGGCACAUUGGCGUCGAUACUCGUUGUCAUGACGGUAUUAUUCAAUCCAAAGGCACUGGCUUCCUUGAGCCUGUCUUCUUUAAGUCAUGGUAAAUCAUCUGAAUCCUACACCAACAUGGCUGCUACCAGAUCUAACUUUGCUACCUUCAAGGAUGACUCUACCUUGGCCAAUACAACCACUACAAACUACCCUACGCUCUCUAGACAGUCCAUGGACGACUUGUCGCAAGAUCAGCAACACGAUUGCUAUGCCUCUCCUAAUCCCCAUACUCUAAUUACAUCACAAUUCAAUGAACAAAAGAACAUUUCAGCUACACAUCUUGUAUCACCAUCCCAUCAACAAUACACAUACAAAUAA